UCGUGGCAUCAUCGUGUCGACCAAAAUAAAAGAUGGCUGACGUGAAAUUAAUCAGCUGCGAACAGCAGCACGACAAGAAGUAUUGAAGUAUCGUUGCUCCGAUAAACUUGGAUUGGUCAAACAGCAAGGCCACGAUUGAGUUUAGUCAUUGUAAAAGUGGUCAAGAGACGUUUGAUAUUAUUUUGUUGGAUUGUUAUAAAAAUCGUAGACGGUAUUCUUCCGAGAUAUAUUACGGUGAAGUUUUUGAAGCGCGAACAAGUCCUCGAAGAAAAACCGCAACGAGAGAUUUUCGCUUGAAAAAGAAAAAAACAAAGUAGCGCGUGGCGACGGCGGCGGUGGCAGUGGCUUUAUAUUAUUUUUAUUACGAACGUUGAUUAUUGUCAACGAGACGGAAAGUUAAGGAAAAAAAAUUGGUACAUUUGGUUUUUUGCGAGUAUAAAAUAAAAUAAAUAAGUGAGGAAAUAAGAUUAACAGCGAUGGAAAGGACGAUGGAAUAUGUGCUUAUAAAGGACAUAAGACCCGGACAGAAAAACAUAAACGUCGUGUUUAUCGUUCUCGAGGUUGGUCAUCCAACUCUGACGAAAGAAAACCGCGAAGUUCGAACUUUCAAAGUAGCCGACACAACCGCCUGUAUGAAUGUUUCGAUUUGGGACGAGCCCGGACAAUUAUUGGUGCCCGGCGAUAUCGUUAGAUUGACCAAAGGUUAUGCCUCGGUUUGGCGACAAUGUCUUACACUUUAUUCCGGCAAAACCGGUGACAUACAAAAAAUUGGUGAAUUUUGUAUGGUUAUAAAUGAACAAUUGAAUAUGAGCGAACCGAAUCCGGCGCUUGUUCAACAGCUCGUUAAUCAGGGAGGCUCUGGACCACCGGGAUCGAACGUAAACAACGCCAUCACCAAUAACGGAAACGCGAAUAACGUGACCGGAUCGACAGGAAGACAGCCUCCGGCAAUCCAGAGUAAUUCGACGACGACGUCACUAACAGCGGCAGAGUUAUCGGUGACUCCGCCAAUAACGGCAAUGGGAACAGCGAGUGGUUGGACCGGCGGCGGCGGCGGCGGCGGUGGCGGCGGUGGCGGCGGCGGCGGCGGUUCAACGAGAUUCAAUCCAGAGCAAAAUGCAAAAGCCCCGGCGACGGGAAAAAGCGGAGCUCGAGGACGAGGGAGUUAUAGAAACGGAGGUCGGAGCGAAAGAAGAUAACACACGGAGACGACCUGAACGACGAGCCAACGAAUUCCAUUGUCGAGCGAAAACAUUGAGAGAGAGAGAGGGAAAAAAAUGAUAUAAAUGUAAUAUAAUUUUUUAAAUAUUCACGCAUAUCCUACACGCAUAUUAUAGUGUAUAAAAAUGUAUACGUACAUAAAUAAUUGAUCAACGGGUAUGAAUAA
This is a messenger RNA of Venturia canescens, 1387 nucleotides long. Its product is annotated as SOSS complex subunit B homolog. The record is from RefSeq and is a predicted model, not a curated record. The transcript has 2 exons. Gene Ontology annotation, cellular component: SOSS complex. NCBI's taxonomy places the organism in Eukaryota, Metazoa, Arthropoda, Insecta, Hymenoptera, Ichneumonidae. Gene Ontology annotation, biological process: response to ionizing radiation; double-strand break repair via homologous recombination; mitotic cell cycle checkpoint signaling. Gene Ontology annotation, molecular function: DNA binding. Bases 477 to 1199 code for a protein of 240 amino acids.